Messenger RNA from Loxodonta africana (African savanna elephant), 3578 nucleotides. It is a transcript of the gene GOT1, whose product is annotated as glutamic-oxaloacetic transaminase 1. The transcript is spliced from 9 exons. The record is from RefSeq and is a predicted model, not a curated record. Lineage: Eukaryota; Metazoa; Chordata; Mammalia; Proboscidea; Elephantidae. Gene Ontology annotation, molecular function: pyridoxal phosphate binding; L-aspartate:2-oxoglutarate transaminase activity. Gene Ontology annotation, biological process: L-aspartate biosynthetic process. Bases 132 to 1373 code for a protein of 413 amino acids. Gene Ontology annotation, cellular component: cytosol.
CCAUUGGAGGUGGCGGGCCCGCCCCGCAGGCUCGGUGAAGGUGAGAGUCUCCUCCACGAGCCGCUGCUGUACCAGACAGAGCAGCUCCCGGUGCGGGGUGAAAGCUCUCGGCAGAUUCUGGUCCUCUCGCUAUGGCGCCUCCGUCCAUCUUUUCCGAGGUUCCGCAGGCCCAGCCUGUCCUUGUGUUUAAGCUCGUCGCCGACUUCCGGGAGGAUCCAGACCCUCGCAAGGUCAACCUGGGGGUGGGAGCAUAUCGCACAGAUGAUUGUCAGCCCUGGGUUCUGCCGGUAGUGAGGAAGGUGCAGCAGAAGAUUGCUAACGACAACAGCCUGAACCAUGAAUAUCUGCCGAUCCUGGGCCUAGCAGAGUUCCGGACCUGUGCUUCCCGGCUUGCCCUUGGGGAUGACAGCCCAGCUCUCAUGGAUAAGCGGGUAGGAGCUGUGCAGUCUUUGGGGGGAACAGGUGCACUUCGAAUUGGAGCCGAGUUCUUAGCUCGAUGGUACAAUGGAACAAACAACAAAGAUACACCUGUCUAUGUAUCCUCACCAACCUGGGAGAAUCAUAAUGGUGUGUUUUCUGCUGCUGGAUUUAAAGACAUUCGAUCCUAUCGCUACUGGGAUGCAGAGAAGAGAGGACUUGACCUGCAGGGUUUCCUGAAUGAUCUGGAGAAUGCCCCUGAGUUCUCCAUCUUUGUCCUCCAUGCCUGCGCACACAACCCAACCGGGACCGACCCAACUCCAGAGCAGUGGAAGCAGAUCGCCUCCGUCAUGAAGCGCCGGUUUCUGUUCCCCUUCUUUGACUCAGCCUAUCAAGGCUUUGCAUCUGGAGACCUAGAGAGAGAUGCCUGGGCUGUUCGCCAUUUUGUGUCUGAAGGCUUUGAGUUCUUCUGCGCACAGUCCUUCUCCAAGAACUUCGGGCUCUACAAUGAGCGAGUGGGAAAUCUGACUGUGGUGGGAAAAGAAACUGAUAGCGUCCUGCGGGUCCUUUCCCAGAUGGAGAAGAUCGUGCGGAUUACUUGGUCCAAUCCUCCUGCUCAGGGAGCACGGAUCGUGGCAUGUACCCUUUCCAACCCUGAGCUCUUUAAGGAAUGGACAGAUAAUGUGAAGACAAUGGCCAAUCGGAUUCUGACAAUGAGAUCUGAACUCAGAGCACGAUUAGAAGCCCUCAAGACCCCUGGAACCUGGAAUCACAUCACUGAGCAAAUUGGGAUGUUCAGUUUCACUGGGUUAAACCCUAAGCAGGUUGAGUAUCUGGUCAAUGAAAAACACAUCUAUCUAAUGCCAAGUGGUCGGAUCAACAUGUGUGGCCUAACCACCAAAAAUCUAGAUUACGUGGCCACCUCUAUCCAUGAAGCUGUCACCAAAAUCCAGUGAAGAAACACCACCGAAACCAAAGCGGUUCUCUGUCACAUGUGUUCCCUGCCUGCACAAACUUGGUUGUACAUAUCAUGCGGUACAAACUAUGGAAAGAUUGGCGUGGCUGCUCUGGCAAGACUGCUUCUGGUUAAAACUGGCCCCACUGGAAGACAGCAUCCCUUGAAAAGAAAUGGAUGGCUGGGGGUAGAGCCUUUUUGGAGGCCAGAGCAAAUUCAGGUUUUUAUUUAAAGAAGAAUAAAAUAUUUUGAUUAUGAGACAUAGCUAUCUUGCCCAUCUUCCUAGAAGCAGGAGUGUUGCCUGUGUUGCUCGUGUGUGUCUCCAUCUUGUUUGACUCUAUACAGUGUAGCCCCAAAGAUCAAGUUCUGAGGUAGCCAAGCGUGAUUGUGAGUGUUGGCUACGUCAUUAAAAGUUGUCAUCUCAACCCAGAGUGUCUGUCUGCCUGCUCUUUCCGCAUGGUUGUGUCCCUAGAUCUAAGCUUUAGUUCUUUGGCGUGACUACAGUAAGAAAUAUAUUUAUAUCAUGACACACACACGAAUAUUUAACUGAAACAAAAGUUUCACAAAACAGUAUUUAUGCUUGCUAUGUGUAGUGCAUUCUGAUGUUUUCGAGUCCAUUCUAUUCUCUUGUGUUCUAUUUCACUAAAAAUAAACAAAGUAAAGUAAAAAUGCUGAUCGAGAUCCAUGGAAUUGAUUUGGUGGUCCACUAAUGGGUUGUGACCCACGGCUUAAAAUGAAUGCUUUAGAGGGAUGUACUUGUGGUCAAGGAAAAACUAAAAUGUACUCUUAAAUACACCUGUCUUUGUGAACUCAGCUGUACCAUAACUCUACGUCGGUUUUGUGGGCUUGUUGUUCAAAGGCCAGCUGUCUGCUUAUAUUAUUUUGGAAUCUCAUAGAGGGAUUGACAUCACUCGGAGUGAUUCUAGAACACCAGCCCCUCCCGUGCAGUUAGGAUACCUCCUACUGUGUUGAAGCAAUUAUAGCACUGAAAUACAGAUCACGUUCUCCAGAGGGUCCAUGAAACUCUCCAAAUGUCGGUUUUGUAGAAUGUGGUGGGUUGAAUCUUACUUAAAAUACGAGGGCUACUGCUUGGAGUUUAAAAUAUUUACGGAUCAUAUUAUUUUAACAGGAUCUGUGACUCCUUUGUCAUAAAAUCCUCCGUCUUGGGGAAUGACUGGGGGUCUUAGAAGUCAUGAACUCUGGCUUCUCUCCUGGGAUGAAAUAGUCUCUUCCACCUCAUCCCUGAUUUGUCGUUUUCAGAUGGCUGGUAAUGGUGGUGAUAGAUGCAGUACUUGGUGAGGCAUUCUAUUCUACGGAGUUCCUUAAUUAAAAAGAUCUUUGACCUUGAACCAGAAUUUGAUCUUCAUUUGCCCUGUUCCCUACUCUCCUUCUAUAAACCACAGAGUCAGUUUAUUGGCACUUUGAAUUGAUGGCUUUUCAAAUAUUUGAAAGAGCAGUUGUUAUUUUUUGCUUUUGCACGUGUCUGGUCCCCAGCCCCCAUUCUUCCCUGUUUCCACACAGGAUAUGCUUUCAGAUCCUUCAUCCCAGCUGGGUCCCCAGCAGUCCUUCAGAGAGCACUGGUGCCCUACACCCUGCUGUGCUUGGAUCUAAUGAAUUUGAAGGGUUUAGUGAUUAGAUGAUCUAGUGCUCAUUUCCUCAUCACCUCCCGUUCUAAAUUCCUUUUUAUGAGUAUUCAUUUUCCUUCCAGUUUAAAGAUGCUUGUCCUUAGGAAGGGAAGACAAAAGCAAAUAGGAAUCGAAUAAUUCUACGUUCUGUCAAUCUUCUUUCAUUCUCCCCAAACAUAGCUUUAAACCAUGCAGUCUCAACAGGGAUACUGUUAUCCCUAAGAGAGCAAAAAUUGACUCUUGGGGGGUGAAAAAGUCAUAGAGAUUAAACUGGUCUGAGGCCUUCCAAAGCUUACCGCCCCUGACAAAAUCUUAUUCCUUAGUAUUUAAUUUCUCUUAUAAGGAAGAAUUUAAUUUUUCUUCAUAGGGAGGUGUUUGUGAAAAAAAGAAAUGCUUUAAAACCAAAGUGCUAAAAUGUUUUUAGCAUUUAAAAAUAAUCCCCAACUCAAUGGGAGUUUGGCCGUUUAAAAUGUAUUCUUCAAGGAGCCCUAGUGGUGCAGUGGUUAAGCACUCGGCUCCUAACCAAAAGGUUGGCAGUUUGAGCCCACCAGCCGCUCCACUGGAGGAAGAUGUGGCAAUCU